AACCAAACAUGGCGGACGGUCUUGGAUUCGCGAGAAAACAACUUGAAAAGCACGGCUGGAGCGAAGGUAAAAUUACAUGUUUGAGCAAUGAGAACGAAAUUUUUACUAAUAAGGCUGUAAAUGAGGGAACAAGUAAGUUUGUGCCCUGACGGUUUUCAAGAAACCAAACGCAGAACGGUUUAUCUCCCACGUGGUACUUCGUCCCUUAAAAUAAACUUACAUUUUGUGGUAAAACUUGGCUUUAUGGCUAAAGACAGGGGCACUUUCAACCACCGAACCAAAGGACCUAGCUUGGCAACCACAUGAAACUCAUCUAAUUAAUGUAUUUCUCAUUCCUUUUGUCCAAUGCACAUGUAUGUGGGCUGAAAGGAAAUCAUCUGACGAACCUCUCUUAUCUUUGCCAGAACAACUCAGUUUAUAAUUAUGGAAGGAUAGGCUUAAGUUUAUCUUUUUCUUCUCAGUUAAUGAAGCCAUUUAAGUCACUUUUUAAUUCAUUUCCAGGUAAAGGACUUGGAAAAGAGGAAAGUGGGAUUUCAAAAGCCAUUAAAGUCAAUGUUAAAACUGAUUUGGCAGGGGUAAGCUACAUUUGUUUCGAAACUGUUUCCCUCCGUCCUCCCAACUUUUCCUUUUCCCUUUUUGGCGGGGAAACAUAGACAUGUUCAGAUCAAUUGAUCAAUCUUUGCAUCCUAUGGGACAUAAUAUUAUGCUAUGAAUUACUUUGCAUUUUGGGGGAUUUUUAAUUAUGCAACAGGGACGCAGGACACAGAGGUAACAAAAUCACUGCACAUGUUACAUUUAGUUACAGAAGUUCUCAUAAAGCCCUUAUGUUGCUUGCAAAAAAAUUGAGAAUUGCCCCUCUCACAUUUGUCUUGACCAUGGCAUUCACAUGCUUGGAUAAGUGGACAAUUUUUUUAUUAAUCAUCUUGCUUGGGAUCUUGGGCACUGGACAGAUUCCAACAGGAACUACUUGUUCCACACAACUGGAUGGGACCUUUUCUAAGCCCUUCCUCCUUGUCCCACACUACUGGAUGGGAUCUUUUUUGUGCCCUUCCUCCUUGUCCCACUUAUCUCGAUGGGACCUUUUUCAAGCCCUUCCUCCUUGUCCCACACAACUGGACAGGACCUUUUUUAAGCCCUUCCUCCUUGUCCCACACAUCUGGAUGGGACCUUUUUUAAGCCCUUCCUCCUUGUCCCACACUACUGGACGGGACCUUUUUUAAGCCCCUCCUCAAAGGUGAGGCUUUAAUUAGACUGACAUUCAUUCCAUUUUGUAUGUAGGUUGGUUAUGAUGCUGGAGACCAGUUUAGUUUUCACUGGUGGGAUCAUGUCUUUAAUAAAACUGCAAAGAGCAUUGUGGUCCAGGAAAGUGAGGUACAUUUUGGAAAGAACAUGUGUCUCUUGUCCAGCCCUUCUCUUGUAGAUCCUCAAAGAUAAAGUCUUUAUUUUGAAGUUGUCUUUUUUUAACUUUUGAGUCUGCACAUGAAAGCUACUGAUAAAUACUUUCUGGUGAUGCUGGCAGUUUAUUAUUCUGUAUAAGGCAGAUCAAAGUUUUGAGUCUGGGUUAAAUCCUAGUGUGAUCAUUGAGAGACAAAACCUCUUCAGCAGAGCUUUUAUUAUGUUCCUUGAAAUUCCUCCUUUUUAAUCAGUAGUUAUUUCAAAAUCUUGAGGUGUUUUUAUUAAUUGUGAAUUGUCAUUUCCUGAUUAGGAAGGAGUGACGGUAUUGAAAUCCAGCAAAGAAACAUGUUCUGUGAGUAACAAAAGACCAAGCAAAAACUCCAACAAGCCAAGGCUGUAUGGAAGAUUUGUGAAGGUAAAACAAUCAUCAUUUAUUGCAACAGCAUCUUGACUUAAAGUGUAUGUACAAAUUUUGUUUUAAACAUUACUUUCUGUUUGUUUGAAAAAUCUUUUCUUUUUCUGUUUCAGGCUUCUAGUCAGACACAGGAAAAUAAAACACAAGAAUCAGAUGAUGACUCUGAAUCAGAAAAAGAUUUUUCACAUUUGUGAGUAUUUAAAGAGUAAUAAUUAACUGGUGAUUCUUUAGGUUUUUUACAGUACAUUCCAAAUUUUCCUAUUACAGCUGUAAGACAAAUAAUUAUUUAUAGUAAUAAAAAGGAAUAAGUAUAUUAAUCUUGAAUAAUCAUUAUUCAAGAUUAAGUGGCAUCGCUUUCCAAAAAGGUCUGCCCUUUCAAAGUGUAUUUUGUUGAUAAGCACUCCUCAUCACCUUACAUGUUCCUUACAAGGAACAAUAAUAAAUUGUUCCCCAAAUAUGAAAGUUACAUGUAAGGUGGUGAGGAGUGCUUAUCAACAAAAUACACAUUGAAAGGGGAGACCUUUUUGGAAAGCGAUGCCACUUAAUCUUGAAUAAUUAAUAUACUUACCUGUACCUAAUAUAUUUUGAAUUGAAGUGGGUAAUACCAAUUACUAUAUAAGUACUCCCGUAGUGGUCCUCUAUUGUAAAUGGCUCAAGUCUGUUACACCAGGACAUGAGUAGCCUGCGAAAACAUUCGUUUCUCCUUGCUCUUCACUGCUAGGGAUGUCUUGCGUGGAGGAACAUCUGCGACUCAGCGGCAGAAGAUCCAUACUGAUGAGGCAAAUCAAUGUUUACAUAAUAUGUCUGGUAGUCAUGGAGUUCCAAAUAUAAAUUUGUCCUAUUUUAUGUGUCUUCUGGUCAAUUUUGGUAAAUUGUUGUGUUUAUCUGCCAACCACCUCCAGCAAAACUCAAAUCCUUCUUCUAGAGAAGACUAUAUUCCACAAAUAUUGACUGUUUUGUUAGAGAUUCUUUGUGUUUACAUUUGACCUUUGUGGCCUUUUGUCUUUUGUAUGUCAUUCGUAAACAAUAGCUAAAACAAUGUAACUACUCUAUCGACCAAUCAGCGCUUCUGACCAGAUUCCAGACAGAUUUUACGUCAUCAGUAUGGAAUUUCUGUCGCUGAGUCGCAGACGUUCCUUCGCGCGAAACAUCCCCGGCAGCGAAGGGCGAGGAGAAACAGAUGUUUUCCCAUGCUAGGACAUGAGGGUCUAUGUCUUUUGCUCUUUUGAAAUAAUCCAUUGGGUUCUUUUACAUCUCCUUUGUAACUGAUGGGUGAGGAUGAAGGAGGCAAGGCCAAUGGCUAAAUAAUAUUAAUGUCACCACCCUCAUCUGANAUUUUGUUGAUAAGCACUCCUCAUCACCUUACAUGUUCCUUACAAGGAACAAUAAUAAAUUGUUCCCCAAAUAUGAAAGUUACAUGUAAGGUGGUGAGGAGUGCUUAUCAACAAAAUACACAUUGAAAGGGGAGACCUUUUUGGAAAGCGAUGCCACUUAAUCUUGAAUAAUUAAUAUACUUACCUGUACCUAAUAUAUUUUGAAUUGAAGUGGGUAAUACCAAUUACUAUAUAAGUACUCCCGUAGUGGUCCUCUAUUGUAAAUGGCUCAAGUCUGUUACACCAGGACAUGAGUAGCCUGCGAAAACAUUCGUUUCUCCUUGCUCUUCACUGCUAGGGAUGUCUUGCGUGGAGGAACAUCUGCGACUCAGCGGCAGAAGAUCCAUACUGAUGAGGCAAAUCAAUGUUUACAUAAUAUGUCUGGUAGUCAUGGAGUUCCAAAUAUAAAUUUGUCCUAUUUUAUGUGUCUUCUGGUCAAUUUUGGUAAAUUGUUGUGUUUAUCUGCCAACCACCUCCAGCAAAACUCAAAUCCUUCUUCUAGAGAAGACUAUAUUCCACAAAUAUUGACUGUUUUGUUAGAGAUUCUUUGUGUUUACAUUUGACCUUUGUGGCCUUUUGUCUUUUGUAUGUCAUUCGUAAACAAUAGCUAAAACAAUGUAACUACUCUAUCGACCAAUCAGCGCUUCUGACCAGAUUCCAGACAGAUUUUACGUCAUCAGUAUGGAAUUUCUGUCGCUGAGUCGCAGACGUUCCUUCGCGCGAAACAUCCCCGGCAGCGAAGGGCGAGGAGAAACAGAUGUUUUCCCAUGCUAGGACAUGAGGGUCUAUGUCUUUUGCUCUUUUGAAAUAAUCCAUUGGGUUCUUUUACAUCUCCUUUGUAACUGAUGGGUGAGGAUGAAGGAGGCAAGGCCAAUGGCUAAAUAAUAUUAAUGUCACCACCCUCAUCUGAACUGAUACAAGGUUUUCAUCUCAGCUAGCAUGGUGGUAUCUCUAGAAAUCAAUUUUCAUGCUUAAGUUUGACAGCCAUAAGCAGACUUUUGCAGCCAUAGCCCAAGUAGAAGGCAUGAAAAAUAAUAAUGUAGUAAUAAUAAUACUACUAAUGACACUAAUAUUAUAAUAAUUUUUAUCAUUUUAUAUUUAUCAAUUAUUCCAUGAGUGCAGGUUGGAUAUGAGAUGGUAGAUAGCCAACGAGGCACAUAGUGCCAAGUUGGCUAUAAUCUUGUCUAUAUAUGGAUAUAUUAAAAAUGCCCACAAAACGUCGAGAAUCGUCCGACUUUAUUUGUAAAAACAACUGAUUUUCAGCUUGUUUUUAAUUUUGAGCAGAUGCGUACAGUUACCAUAUUUGGAGAGCAUGGUGUAAUGGCUCAUAUAUCAUGAUGGCUAAGCCAAUCAGAGCUCUAGAAUUGCAUUAUCCAAUGAUUCCGUUUUUAAUAAUAUUCUUGUUAUUAAAUAUUGUUAUUAUUCUUCAUUUUCAGAUGUCCAGAUGAAAGGCUUUUCCAAGCUUGUGGGGGUAGAACAGCUCACAAGUAAGUCAAAAACAUAGUUUUUAAUGCUACAGUGGAGAUAUCAACAGUAUCACUUCCUAGAAAAGUUAUUAUGCAGGAGGCAGCAUGACCGAGUGGUUAGAGCGGUGGUCUUGCAAUUCAGAGGCCUCAAGUCCCGCCCUGAACGCUAGCUGGAUUUGUUCACAGUAGUCCCGAGGCCAAAUCCUCGACCGCUUGUAAAUUAUAAAAUAGCCAACUAGUUUGCCUCCCAGCAGUUAUAUUGGGAUUCUUAACCCCAUUAUGUUUGAUUGAAAUUAUUUGUUUCAGGGAUUUUCUCAGCUCCACUAACGUUAGUACUAUAAAUACUUUGGAGGGCAAAUAAUGGAAAUUUAUCAUUUUAAAUGUUAAUUUUAACCAUGUUUUAGGUCCCUAUAUUCAUUGGUUUACUUACUGGCUCUCACAAAGCUAAAUCUUAAUUUAAAGUUGUAAGCCUCCACAAAAUGAAAUAUUGGAGUGAAGGCAACAAAUUGAUUUUGUUAUCAAGUUAUGAAUUUUGAAGGGAUUAGCAUAAAAUAAUUUUUUGCUCUGAAUAUUUAGUCGGUUUGAUGUCUGCCACUCUCUCAGGUAACAGGCAACCCAGGCAACCCUCCUAAGCUGUACUUUUCCAGGGAAGCUAGAUGGGCAGGACUGUUUUUGAUUCCUGGCUUACUUGUUUUUUGUUUUGUUUAAAUACUAGAGCUGCUCGUCAUGGACUCCUCUUGAAUGGCAAACUACAACGAGUUGAAAAACAGGAAAAAAUGGGGAAUUCAGACGACAGGUACAUUCUACAGAAAUCAUACUUUUACAAUAAAGGCAUGCAGAUGUAGUCACUACUUUGUAAAGAUAUCCGAUCAUUUGCUUUCUCUGUUGCUUAAAGAACUUAGAUUGCGGUCCGUUUGACUAGCAUUUACAAUUUAGAAGGAAAAUACAGUCCAACUUCCAUGCGCGUUAACCUCUUGUAAUCGAUCAUUAUCCAAAUUUCCAAAAAUUUCUACGCCAAGACCUUAUAGUCAGAACUUCGUAUCCAGGACCGCAAACAUUUGUUGGGGUAACGGAUUUAUGCGGCCCUUCUUGGUUUAGCGUGUUGAGGAGAAAGCCGUGUCUUUUACAAGACAGUAGUGUACUACUGUAUUCGCGCUUGUCUGGUCACCAUUCCGUCUGUCUUAUGCUGCUGUUUUAAGGCCAAGUCGCUUGGGCAAUUUACCCUAAACAAGGCAUCACGUGCGCUGUAUGGUUGUUUUUAACCUCUUAUAAGCAAUAAGUUAGCAUAAUCGUGGAAAUCCUUAGGCUCACUGUAAGUCGGUAGCUCGACUCCCGUCAAGUGAAUGAAAUCUAGCGUAACAUUCCAGCUCUUAUAAUUCCUUGUUUUUACACUCGUUAAAGUUUAUUACGCUUAUAAUAACUCUGCCCCGGGGAAAAUUGGAAAUGUUCUCUUCAUCUCCUGGAAUCUUUCUGCUUUGUUCUGUUCAACUUCCAGGCAUAAGAAAGGUAUACUAGCAGGAAAUCAUUGAUUACGGAUUCGCGUUCGUCACUUUAGUCGAAAGGAGUUCAGUUUCCCGGCCGGCCGAGAUGCCCCUGAUAACAUCAAUAGGGACGGCUAAUUUGCAGUCGCCCGUGAUAGCUCGAAAAUUUCCGCCUUAGUGCCACAGGAACACCAGAUUAGGAUGCGUUCUGACGAACGCGAAUAGAUCACGAAAACCACAACCAGCCAAGUACGAUCCGAGCCAUUGAAAAUUUUUGGAACUAGAACUGCUCCCUUUUGUUGAAAAAAAAAAAAAUUACCCGAGCAAACGACGAUUGACGACAAAGUACGGUAGAUAGUUUGUUAACAAGCAUCAUGUGUGUAGCUCCCACAGUUGACCUACAGAUUCCUAGUGUACACAGCCAGCUACACUACAAAUAUUCACAUACGUUCGUCCCUAUCAUUUAUCUGAUACAAGCUUUUCUUAAGGACAGCAGUCGCUAACAAGUAACUUAAUGAGAAGAAAUAGGCUUGUUUGAGUAUUGUAAGAAGGUUGUUUACGGAAACUUUGAUAAGGAUAUUUCCAGAAAAAAAGGGUGUGCGUUGGUUUGGUGAGGGUCUCGCCGUCUCCUCCUCCUGAGAAGCGAAGCUUUUGAACGGCUUCAGUGAUAAGAGAAAUUGUCAGGCUAAUUCUUUCAGUUGAGCAAUUGCUGAAUUUGUACAUAGCUUAUGCAUAUCAUUUUGUAUUUGUAUUCAACUUCUUUAUCCAUUUCUUUUAUUUCCUCUUUUCUCUUUCUGUCUUUUUUAAAAUCUUAUGUUGCCUUGUAACUUGAAAGCCUUCUCAGUUGUGAGAGUUACAAUAAAGUAUCAGUAUGUAUGUGGGUAAUUGUUCGCAGCAGAGCUUCGCCUUACCCAGAGAUUUCUUGGCCUACCUUUCCCUUCAAAACAUUUCAUUUAAAUUCUUUUAUAGCAAGAACAGUUUGUUUAUAAUCGCGUUUUAGGUGCGACACUGAUACUACCGAAAGUUCUGUCUUGGAUCGCAAAUCUUUUGUGGUGGAUGAAAAACAGAGGUGCAAGGAGGCGAAAAGGGACAGUAAAAAGACCAAAAAGGGGAAAAAGAAAAAGAGAAAACACAGAGAAAUGCUUGAAGAGGAAAAUCAUAAAUUUGAUGAAGUAGUUGAUGGCAGAGAUGAUUUAAUUCGAACUCGAACGAAAAACGUUAUGAAUGGAGAGGGUGACAGUAAACUGGAGGUACAUAGUUCUUGCGAAGAUUACGAGAAAGUCAAGAAAGGGAAAAGGAAAAAGAAAUACAGAGACUUACAGGAGGGAAACGAUUACAAACUCGAAGGUGAACGUGAUUCUUGCGGAGACAAGGCCGAAAAGCGGAGAAAGAAGAGGGCAAAAGAUGGAGACUUGCACGAUACAAACGAUGAGGCGUUAAGUGAUAUUUGUUUUUAUACGAAUACUGACCUGGACGAGAAAGGAGCGAAUAGUAAAAAGAGAAAACGUAAAGGUCAACUGGGAGAAAACGAUUACGUAGUUGAAGGUAAAUGUCCUGAUCCCAAAGAUGAUGUGGAUAAGAAGAGAGCGAAAAAGAAAAAGAAAAAAACGUUGAUUUACAGGGAAAGAACGGGACCAAACUUCAAAAAGGUGAUAUAA
Molecule: messenger RNA, 7788 nt
Organism: Porites evermanni
Lineage: Eukaryota; Metazoa; Cnidaria; Anthozoa; Scleractinia; Poritidae
Source: the annotation of a GenBank genome assembly